Molecule: messenger RNA, 1146 nt
Organism: Colletotrichum karsti
Lineage: Eukaryota; Fungi; Ascomycota; Sordariomycetes; Glomerellales; Glomerellaceae
Product: mandelate racemase/muconate lactonizing enzyme domain-containing protein
Exons: 4
Coding region: 1-1146 (381 amino acids)
Biological process (GO): amino acid catabolic process; D-galactonate catabolic process
Molecular function (GO): galactonate dehydratase activity
Source: RefSeq, a predicted model, not a curated record
AUGGGUAAAAUCGCAAAGAUGGAGUACUUCCGGGUGCCGCCUAGGUGGCUAUUCGUGAAGAUCACGGACGAGGCGGGUAAUGUCGGAUGGGGUGAGGCGUCGCUGGAAGGCCAUACCCAGGCUGUCGAGGGAUGUCUCGACGCCUGGUUCGAGAGAUACUCCGGCAUGGAGGCAGAUGAUAUCGAGCACAUCUGGCAGAUGUCAUGGAGGACAACCUUCUACCGCGGUGGUCCUGUGUUUAUGAGUGCUUUGGCAGGCAUCGAUAUUGCCUUGUGGGAUCUGAAGGCAAGGAAGCUCGGCCUGCCCAUUUGGCAAUUGCUCGGAGGAAAGGUUAGAGACAAGCUCAAGGUGUAUGCCUGGAUCGGCGGUGACAGGCCCAAUGAUGUCGGAGCUCAAGCCCAGGCAAGAAAGGAUCAAGGCUUCAAGGCAGUUAAGAUGAAUGGCACCGAAGACCUCGGCUGGCUCGAUUCCCCAGACGCCCUCGACGCUGCCGUCGAGCGCGUCAAGGCCGUCAAAGCCCUCGGCAUGGACGCCGGCGUCGACUUCCACGGCCGCGUGCACAAGCCCAUGGCCAAGCAACUCGCGAAGGCUCUCGAACCGCAUCGCCCCCUGUUUAUCGAAGAGCCCCUUCUUUCAGAGCACCUGGGCGGCAUCAAGGAGAUUAGCGGCCUCACAUCUAUCCCGAUCGCCCUCGGAGAACGUCUCCACAGCCGCUGGGACGUGAAGCCGUUCCUAGAGGCGGGCUGCGUUGAUAUUCUGCAACCCGAUAUCUCCCAUGUGGGUGGUAUCUCGGAGAUGCGCCGUAUUGCGGCCAUGGCUGAGGCUUACGACGUUGCACUGGCGCCGCAUUGCCCCUUGGGACCCAUUGCCCUUGCCGCCAACGUCCAGGUCGACCUUACCUCGCCGAACUUCGUGAUCCAGGAGAUGAGUUUGGGUAUCCACUACAACAGCACGGGGCAGGACUUGACGAGUUACACCAAGAACCCCGAGGUUUGGAAGGUGACGGAUGGAUACAUCGAUAUUCUCACGGGACCCGGUCUGGGUAUCGAGAUUGACGAGGACCAAGUUCGCGAGCUGUCCAAGGAUUCUAAGGCUUGGGUCAGUCCUGGAUUCAUUGGACCUGGUGGUGAGAUUAGAGAGUGGUAA